AUGUCCGGCCUCCGCGCCCGGGCGCUCGCCGUCGCCGCGGCGGCCGCGCUCGCGCUCGCGCUCAUGGCGCCCGGCGCCGCGGCGGCGUGGGAGCUCACCAAGAAGGGCACCGUGGUCUCCUACGACCGCCGCUCGCUCAUGAUCGACGGCCGCCGGGAGAUCUUCUUCUCCGGGUCCAUCCACUACCCGCGGAGCCCGCCAGACAUGUGGCCAGACCUCAUCGUCAAGGCCAAGGAGGGCGGCCUCAACGUCAUCGAGAGCUACGUCUUCUGGAACAUCCACGAGCCCGAGAAGGGCGUGCUCAACUUCGAGGGCCGGUACGACAUGGUCAAGUUCUUCAAGAUGAUCCAGGAGCACGACAUGUACGCCAUCGUCCGGAUCGGGCCCUUCAUCCAGGCCGAAUGGAACCAUGGAGGCCUGCCCUACUGGCUAAGGGAGGUGCCUGACAUUGUCUUCCGGACGAACAACGAGCCAUUCAAGAUGCUCAUGGAGAAGUUUGUGAACCUCAUAGUGAAAAAGCUCAAGGACGCCAACCUGUUUGCGUCGCAGGGAGGUCCCAUCAUUCUAGCACAGAUUGAGAAUGAGUAUCAGCACCUGGAGGCGGUGUUCAAAGAGGAGGGCACCAAGUAUAUCAACUGGGCAGCGAAGAUGGCCCAAGCUACCAACACCGGCGUGCCAUGGUUCAUGUGCAAGCAGACCAAAGCUCCUGGUGAAGUGAUCCCAACCUGCAAUGGGAGGAAUUGUGGAGAUACAUGGCCUGGUCCAACCAACAAGACCAUGCCUCUCUUGUGGACUGAGAACUGGACAGCGCAGUACAGGGUAUUUGGUGAUCCACCAUCCCAGCGUUCGGCCGAGGACCUUGCAUUCGCUGUGGCGCGUUUCUUCUCUGUCGGGGGUACUAUGACAAACUAUUACAUGUAUCAUGGGGGUACGAACUUUGGAAGGACAGCUGCUGCUUUUGUGAUGCCAAAAUACUACGACGAGGCGCCUCUCGAUGAAUUUGGCCUGUACAAGGAGCCUAAAUGGGGCCACCUCAGGGACCUGCACCAGGCGCUGAGGCUUUGCAAGAAGGCCCUGCUAUGGGGGACGCCGUCAGUACAGAAGCUGGGCAAGCAAUUCGAGGCGAGGGUGUUCGAGUUGAAGGAGCAGAACGUGUGCGUGGCGUUCCUCUCCAACCACAACACCAAGGACGACGUGACCAUGACAUUCCGGGGACAGCCCUACUUCGUUCCACGCCAUUCCAUCAGCAUCCUCGCCGACUGCAAGACCGUCGUCUUCAGCACCCAGCACGUGAACGCACAGCACAAUCAGAGGACGUUCCACUUCACGGAACAGACGGUGCAGAACAACGUAUGGCAGAUGUUUGACGAGGAGAAGGUCCCCAAGUACAAGCAGGCCAAGAUCAGGACGCGCAAGGCACAGGAGCUCUACAACCUAACCAAGGACAAAACUGACUACGUCUGGUACACCUCGAGCUUCAAGUUGGAGGCCGACGACAUGCCGUUCCGCCGCGACGUCCGUCCUGUGCUCGAGGUCAACAGCCAUGGCCACGCCUCGGUGGCGUUUGUCAACAACGUCUUCGUAGGAUGCGGUCACGGGACCAAGAUGAACAAGGCGUUCUUGCUCCAGAAGCCCAUGAACCUGAAAAUGGGCGUCAACCACGUCGCCGUCUUGUCAUCGACGCUGGGAAUGAUGGACAGUGGCGCUUACCUGGAGCACCGGGAGGCCGGCAUCGACAGGGUGCAGAUCCUGGGCCUCAACGCGGGCACGCUGGACCUGACGAAUAACGGCUGGGGCCACAUCAUCGGCCUCGUCGGCGAGCAGAAGGAGAUCUACACCGAGAAGGGCAUGGGGAGCGUCACCUGGAAGCCCGCCGUGAAGGACAAGCCGCUCACAUGGUACAAGAGGCACUUCGACAUGCCGUCGGGAGAGGACCCGGUGGUGCUCGACCUGAGCCCGAUGGGCAAGGGCAUGAUGUACGUCAACGGCGAGGGCAUCGGCCGCUACUGGAUCUCAUACAAGCACGCCCUCGGUCGGCCAUCACAGCAGCUGUACCACGUGCCGAGAUCCUUCUUGCGCGAGAAGAACAAUGUGCUGGUGCUGUUCGAGGAGGAAGGCGGGCAUCCGGACGCGAUCAUGAUCCUGACGGUGAAGCGCGACAACAUCUGCACCUUCAUCUCGGAGAAGAACCCGGCGCACAUCAAGUCGUGGCAGCGCACGGACAGCCAGAUCACGGCGAAGGGGGGCGGCGACCUCAAGCCCAAGGCGACGCUGUCGUGCCCGCUCAAGAAGGUGAUCCAGCAGGUGGUGUUCGCGAGCUUCGGCAACCCGCAGGGCAUCUGCGGCAACUACACCGCCGGCAGCUGCCACACGCCGCGCGCCAAGGAGGUGGCGGAGAAGGCCUGCCUGGGGCAGCGGACCUGCACGCUCCCCGUGGCCGCCGAUGUGUACGGCGGCGACCUCAACUGCCCCGGCACCACGGCGACGCUCGCCGUGCAGGUCAAGUGCUCCAAGAGGUCGCCCGGCGCCCCCGCCGCCGCCGCACAAUAAUCAAUUCGAUCAUCCACUAGCUAGAAGUAGCUCUUUUGUGUGAUCGUUUCUUGAGAUGCUGCUCUGCACUGCUUGCUUCGUGGUCGUGGGCUCGUGGCUGGUCCUUUUCUUUUUUAACGAAUUCGUGGUCGUGGCUGGUGAGCUGGCCGGAGACGUCGAUCGGACCAUCCGUGGGUGGCACGCCGGGGAAUAGAUUGCAUAUUGGUGGUGGUGUUAUCGUUGUAUAAGCUUUACAUACAUGUAGGAUUAGAGUGUUAAUUUGAUGAGCAAACAUGUAUGCAGAUGGUCGUUAAUUUGCUGAUUAAUAAUGGCAACAAUAAUGAACAGCCUAGUGCACUG
Setaria italica (foxtail millet) is the source of this 2889-nucleotide messenger RNA. Its product is annotated as beta-galactosidase 11. The record is from RefSeq and is a predicted model, not a curated record. Lineage: Eukaryota; Viridiplantae; Streptophyta; Magnoliopsida; Poales; Poaceae. Gene Ontology annotation, cellular component: cell wall; vacuole. The transcript is spliced from 15 exons. The coding region runs from base 1 to 2550 and encodes 849 amino acids. Gene Ontology annotation, molecular function: beta-galactosidase activity; carbohydrate binding. Gene Ontology annotation, biological process: carbohydrate metabolic process.